Molecule: messenger RNA, 1209 nt
Organism: Schizophyllum commune H4-8
Lineage: Eukaryota; Fungi; Basidiomycota; Agaricomycetes; Agaricales; Schizophyllaceae
Product: Aldo/keto reductase
Exons: 8
Coding region: 31-1083 (350 amino acids)
Source: RefSeq, a predicted model, not a curated record
CCCGACGCAUAGCGAAGCGCAAUACACAGAAUGUCCACUACGUCCGUGAAGUAUGUUCAGCUCGGAAGAAGCGGCCUUCGCGUCUCAGUGCCUAUUCUAGGAGCGAUGGGAUUCGGUAACCCGAAGUGCGGGGCAACGGACGAGUCGACACAAUGGAUCCUCGGAGAAGAGGCCGCAUUACCAAUCCUGAAAGCUGCUUGGGACCGCGGUAUCAAUACGAUUGACACUAGCAAUAACUACUCGAAUGGUGAUUCCGAACGUAUCAUCGGGAAGUUCAUGAAGAAGUAUCAAAUCCCUCGCGAGGAAAUCAUCAUCGCCACCAAGUGCUGGGGUCUUGUCGGCAAGGGCGCCGACCAUGACGUCCUCACCUACGCCUUAUACCCGGAGAUCAACCAGCGCAAGCAGUACAUCAACCAGUCCGGCCUCUCGCGAGCGGCUAUCUUCAACGCCGUCGAGGGCUCGCUGGCGCGCCUGGACACGCCUUACAUCGACCUCUACCAGAUUCACCGCUUCGACUUUGACGUACCGCCCGAGGAGACCAUGAAGGCGCUUCACGACCUCGUGGAAGCGGGCAAGGUGCGCUAUAUCGGCGCGAGCUCGAUGCGGGCGUGGCAGUUUGCGCUGUUAAAUGAGGUGGCGGAGAGAAAUGGGUGGACGAAGUUUGUGAGCAUGCAGGACGAGUACUCGUUGCUGUAUCGCGAGGAGGAGCGCGAGAUGCAUGCAUACUGCCAGUACCAUGGUAUCGGUGUCAUUCCGUGGUCGCCUCUUGCUGGUGGACUUCUUGCUCGCCCGCUGAACUCUGAGAAGACCCCUCGUUCGAAAGUAUUUUCGGUUUCAGGCUCGUCGUUGAGUAAAGCAGAUAUGGAGAUUGUCAGGCGCGUGGAAGAGAUCGCGGCGAAGCGAGAGUGGAAGAUGUCUCAGGUCGCUCUCGCGUGGGUUCAACGCAAGAUUACAAGUCCUAUCGUCGGCUUUAACACGAUCAGCCGCGUCGACGAAGGCGUUGUGGAUAGUGAGCUGACGGAAGAUGAGAUCGAUUACCUCGAGGAGCCGUAUCAGGCUAAAGCCGUGCGGGGUCAUGCUUAGAUCCAGGCUCCUGUACUCGCAACGGGGUCAAAAGUCGAAGAGUCGAGUAUAUGUCCGUCUCUGUAUUGUUGCUGCUCUUUCAAGGCAUCCAGUGCGAUUGUUUCAUGACCGUCCAUGCUUCUCCCU